CUAUAGCCCCUUAAGGGAGUACUUGUAGAGGUACCGAGGGUUAACACCUACGGCGUAUUUAAUAUUAUUUUAUUUCAUAUUCUGCAAAGAGAAGACAGUAUAGACAUGGCAGACGCCGAUAAAGUCAUCCACAAUGCUCCUCCACCGCCCAAGGAAGCGCGACCACCAGUUCGAUGGUAUCGGUCAACCUUCUACAACAUGACCGUUCUUGGUCUCUGCAAUCUUGCUGCACCUGGAAUUUGGGGAGCUAUGAACUCCCUGGGCGCUGGCGGCUCUGCUUCUCCCCAGUUGGUAAACGCCUCUAAUGCUCUGACCUUCUGCCUCAUGGUAUUCUCUUGUUACUUCUCGAGCGCAAUUGUUCACUACAUUGGGAUCAAGGGGGCGCUUAUCUUUGGCACGAUGGGAUACGCACCUUUUGCUGCUGGUCUUUACACCAACAAUCGUUUCGGAACCGAGUGGCUCACCAUAUUUGGCGCUGCGCUAUGCGGCAUCUCCGCCGGCGUCUUCUGGAUGGCCGAGGCAGCCAUCGCAAUCGCUUACCCGGAGCCUUGGAACAGGGGUAAAGCCCUUGGGUAUUGGCUGACAUACCGACUGUCUGGACAGAUCCUCGGGGGUGCCAUAAACCUGGGUCUGAACGCGGACAAUAACGGCGCCGGGAAAGUCUCGUACACUGUAUAUCUUAUCUUCAUCGCUAUUCAGGCCUCGGGGCCUGUCGUGGCUUUAUUCCUCAACAAGCCCUCGCAGGUGGAGCGACAGGAUGGCAAGAAGGUAACAUUGUCGAUUCUUGAGCAUCCUUGGAAGGAGAUGAAGGUCACAGCGAGAAGUUUUAUGCAACCUAAGUUCCUGCUGGUGAUACUUUGGAUCGGACAGGCUGUGUUUUCCGAGGCCGUGUACUUCACUUACCUUGCCUUGUGGUUUUCCGUCAGAGCGCGGGCUCUUGGUUCCUUCCUCUCUGGUGUCGUCGCCGUCAUCGCUGGAAAUCUUCUUGGGAAUUGGCUCGACCGCACCCAGGUUUCGCAUAGAAUACGCACACGCUCUACUUUCUGGGCCUUGGUCAUCACGCAAGGCGCGUGGUGGCUUUGGGCCACGGUACUCGCGACCAAGUUCCGGCAAGCACAGCCGACGUACGACUGGGCCAGCCCAGGCUUCGGUGCGGCUUUCGCCGUGUACAUAUUCUUGACUGUCGGCUUUCAAGCCAACUAUUUGUUCCUGUACUUUAUCAUUACCAACUUGGCAGAUCGGGAAGAUGAAGUGAUUCGGUAUGCUGCAUUAUUGCGGGGCACCGAGUCAGCUUGGCAAGCGGUUGGUUAUGGUCUCACCUCCAUCACCGUUUUUGCCGAGGUUGGGGCAAUCUACAUAAACUUUGGGCUUUGGGCUGCUGCGAUCUUGCCAGCUUGGCUGGUUGUUCGUAAGUUUGGGUUGGACUCCCAAGUUAAGGGAUAUGCUGAGGAGGGAAUGGAUCAAGGUAGCUCCAAUGUGACUACGGUGUUCUUGGAUAAAGUAGCAUAG
Pseudomassariella vexata is the source of this 1509-nucleotide messenger RNA. RefSeq names its product major facilitator superfamily transporter. Bases 106 to 1509 code for a protein of 467 amino acids. The record is from RefSeq and is a predicted model, not a curated record. The transcript is spliced from 6 exons. NCBI's taxonomy places the organism in Eukaryota, Fungi, Ascomycota, Sordariomycetes, Amphisphaeriales, Pseudomassariaceae.